AUGCUCAAGUAUGCUCGUCCACCAGUGCUUUAUGUAUUGGGACAAAGCAGUCCCUUAUUUUCUCCAGCGGAUCAUACGAGGGCACUAAAUCGAACGGGGAGAGGAAUUGGUGGCAGUGGCGGAAUCAAGGCUUCACAAGUGGAAGAGAAGAUGGUCAAGGGUUCCCAUCAACUACCUUUGGAGCGAGUAGUGGAAACGGCUGCUGCUGUUGGCCCUUGA
This is a messenger RNA of Penicillium angulare, 219 nucleotides long. RefSeq names its product putative toxin biosynthesis protein. The transcript has a single exon. The coding region runs from base 1 to 219 and encodes 72 amino acids. NCBI's taxonomy places the organism in Eukaryota, Fungi, Ascomycota, Eurotiomycetes, Eurotiales, Aspergillaceae. The record is from RefSeq and is a predicted model, not a curated record.